This is a messenger RNA of Ostrea edulis (European flat oyster), 1593 nucleotides long. RefSeq names its product ankyrin repeat and SOCS box protein 7-like. Gene Ontology annotation, molecular function: protein binding. Bases 97 to 1473 code for a protein of 458 amino acids. The transcript has a single exon. Lineage: Eukaryota; Metazoa; Mollusca; Bivalvia; Ostreida; Ostreidae. The record is from RefSeq and is a predicted model, not a curated record.
AUAAACAACAUUGAAUAAUAUGCAACACUUACAAAAAACUUUUAAAAGGACUAGUCAGUACUGAAAUACCUCAAAUAAUGCGUUUUUCAACAAGUUAUGGGUCCAGCGAUGUCUUGUUUACAUGAAAACCAAGAUAGUUUACUGACGGCCAAGAGCAGAAAUCCUUCGCUGACUAAAUACUUCAGCCAACGGGACCACAUUGAGGUCCCCACCCAAUCCGAGUUAUCAGCAGUGCGCGGAAACGAGAAAUCCCAACAACGGGAGCUAGUGAAAGCAAUAGAAAGUAAUAAUGUAGGGGCUGUAAUAGAUCUUAUCAAUAAUUAUUCUCUGGAUAGCUGGGGUGAUGUUUCAAAUUACGUCACCAACAACUAUAGGGUCCAUAACCCCGUGGAAACGGCAUGCAAUUUGGGCCAUACAGAAAUAAUAAACAUAUUUUUUGAAAACGGAUGCAGUGCCAAUUUACCGACAAGCUCAGGUCGUUUGAUUCAUACUGUGUUAAAAAACAUACAGGCCCAGAAAAUUAACUUGGAAGAUGGCCGUACACUCAUCAAAUUUAUGUGUGUUCAGAAUAAUUGUAAUGUAAAUAUAAAAGAUAUACACCACAAAACACCUCUACUUUAUGCAUGUGAAAUUGGAGACAAAAGCAUCUUAGACAUACUGAUGUCGGUUUCGGACCCAGACAUACUUAAAUGCAAAGAUCUUCCGAAUGGAUUCACACCCCUCCACAUGUCUGUCAUGAAAUGUGAUUUGGAGUGUGUCACAUUCAUUCUAGAACAUUUACCAGAGAAAAGUUUCAUCAAUAUCCAGGACAACAGGGGUAGAACACCUCUUCAUUUAUCUUUGAUUUCUAUGUGCAAAAACCUUCAAUAUAUGAAUGAAAUAGCUUUUCAGUCAUCGAAGUCCACUGAUGAUUUACAGAAAGAACAACUUAGAAAACUACAGCACAUUCAGGAAAACUCCAUUGCUGUUACAGAACUUCUUUUACUGCAUGGUAGCGAUCCUAAUUGUCAAUCACAUGGAGGAAGAAUCUCUAUCCAGUCCAUUGGAAAAGACAUGCCACUAUACCUCGCAAUGUCAUUGGUUGCAAUGGACCAAACGGCAGAUUUUUUAUAUGGGGAUGGGACAAAAACUUCGAAAGCUCUUCAGCCCUUCUUGUUUUCGUCAGUGCCAAACAAUAACCUGAAGCCCUCCUCCUAUUCUUCUCUUGUGAGACUUCUGAUUCUGUUCGGUGCUAAUCCAAAAGAGAGCAAAGAACUUUGGCUAGCUGCCUUCCAGGAAGAGUCCUCUGUUGUUCCUCUGAUAGAUGAAGUGUUCGAUUACAUUGAAAACAAAGAUUCUGGUCCCAAAAAACUCUUUCAGUUGUGUAAACAAGUCAUCAGACACCAACUGACUAAGUCAUAUAAUCUACAUAAAGUUGAUCAACUUUCAUUACCGACCUCCAUGCAAGCGUACAUUAGAUUUCAAUAUCUAUAGUAUACUUACUUUCUUGCUUAACUCUCAAAUUUUGAAUGAGAUUGUUUGCAAAUAUGUUUUAUUUAAGUAAGAUAGAGUGUAAAUUCUUGCCAUAUAAACACAAGUAUUAUCAGUCAAAAA